Megalobrama amblycephala (Wuchang bream) is the source of this 3514-nucleotide messenger RNA. RefSeq names its product oxysterol binding protein-like 2b (gene osbpl2b). The transcript has 14 exons. The coding region runs from base 228 to 1649 and encodes 473 amino acids. Gene Ontology annotation, molecular function: cholesterol binding. Gene Ontology annotation, cellular component: intracellular membrane-bounded organelle; cytosol; membrane. The record is from RefSeq and is a predicted model, not a curated record. Lineage: Eukaryota; Metazoa; Chordata; Actinopteri; Cypriniformes; Xenocyprididae.
CGAAAUUCCUGCGAUAUAAUUGGCUGAGAGACACGUCAAUCAAACCGCCCAUCUCGGUCUCUUCCGGCUGUGUGUCAGCCUUCCAGCAGCAGCAGCAGCAGCAGCAUCAUCCCUGCCCGAGAGAAGCGGAGUCCAGCCACCAUCACAGGUGUCCCUGUUUCCAGAGACAAGAAAGCAAAAGAGAGACAAUGUUUUAGAGACCUUGUGCUGUCUGCCCAUUCUCUACAAUGAACAAUGAAGACGAGUUCUAUGAUGCCGUCACAGGCUUGGAUUCAGAUGAGUCGUGUGAAGGCACAUCAGAAGCCAGUUUUAAAGACGCUGUAGUGUAUGAUGGUGCUCAGAAGAACAAUGGAGCAGUUCCUCAGGAGAACGGAAUUAAGAAGCGCAGGUCGUCUCUUCCUGCCCCUAUGUUCUCCAGAAAUGAUUUUAGUGUAUGGAGCAUUCUCAAGAAGUGUAUUGGACUGGAGCUGUCCAAGAUCACCAUGCCCAUUGUGUUCAAUGAGCCCCUGAGCUUUCUACAGAGAAUCUCUGAGUACAUGGAGCACACAUACCUCAUCCAGAAAGCCUGCUCACAGACCGACUCUAUAGAGAGAAUGCAGACGGUAGCUGCCUUCGCUGUGUCUGCAGUCGCUUCUCAGUGGGAUAGAACUGGAAAACCUUUCAACCCACUUUUAGGAGAAACCUACGAACUCACACGAGAGGAUCAGGGUUUCAGACUAAUCUCAGAGCAGGUGAGUCACCAUCCGCCCAUCAGUGCGUUUCACACUGAGAGUCUGACGGGCGACUUUGAGUUCCACGGCUCCAUCUACCCCAAACUCAAGUUCUGGGGCAAAAGUGUGGAGGCAGAACCUAAAGGGACCAUCACGCUAGAGCUUCACAAGCAUAAAGAGGCAUACACAUGGACGAACCCUUUUUGCUGUGUACAUAACGUAAUUCUCGGAAAACUGUGGAUUGAACAGUACGGCACUGUGGAAAUCGUCAACCACAGUACUGGAGAGAAGUGCGUGCUGAACUUUAAACCCUGUGGGAUGUUUGGAAAGGAGCUGCACAGAGUUGAAGGUUACAUCCAGGAUAAGAGUAAGAAGAAGCGCUGUGUGAUCUACGGGAAAUGGACGGAGUGCAUGUGGAGCGUCGACCCACAGGUGUACGAGGCCCAUCGGAAGCUCGAGAAGAAAGGAACGACGGACACUAAAAAACAACAGAAACAGGAGGAGCCAGAGGCUGUCAACGAGGAUGCCGAUGAAAUGCCUGAUGUACAGGAGACUGUGGCAGUGAUUCCUGGUAGCACAUUAUUAUGGCGAAUAUCAUCUAGGCCGCCUCAUUCAGCAGAGAUGUAUAACUUCACUAAUUUCGCCAUGGCGCUGAAUGAGUUGGAGCCUGGCAUGGAAGGACUGCUGGCACCAACAGACUGCCGCCUACGGCCUGAUAUCAGAGCCAUGGAGAAUGGCAACAUGGAUGAAGCCAGCAUAGAAAAGGAGAGACUGGAAGAGAAACAGAGAGCAGCUCGUAAGGAGCGGGCCAAAGAUGGUGAAGAGUGGUCCACGAGGUGGUUUCAGUCAGGCGCAAACCCGUACACAGGAUCACAGGACUGGCUGUACACUGGCGGCUACUUUGAUAGGAAAUACACAGACUGUCCUGAUAUCUACUGAUGAGGAGGUGCAAGUUCAAAGGGCAGAGGUUUCCUUCCUCACAAUGCACCAUAUUGUACCCAACCGAAAACAAUAGCGCUUAUGCUCUCAUUAAUAUUGUGCAGCCACCAUCUUCAGCACUUACGUUUAUGAUCGUGCUUAUUGAACUGCCCUUUGGAAGCAUCUUCUCUCACAUCCCAUCAACCCUGUAGGUUUUAUCAAUGGAGGAGAGCGUCGAAACAGCGGUAGGAGAACGUUCAAGCCUCUCAUCAGAGCUCCGGCUAGUGAUGCUGGAGCUCAGUGUAGAUGUAGUUAUAUCACAUGAGGUCACCGAUAAAAUGUUGCUUUGGCCGUUUUCCAUGUACAGUAGCCGUUUAACAUAUGAAACUAAUUCCAGAUGUUUUGUGUUGGGCUAGCACUGAGCCACCUAAGACCUCUGAUCCAGCUGUAUGUAGAGCGUCAUCAAGCAUUAAUUAAAAAUUACGACAGUUAUAAUGUUUAGUGAAUGAUGAUGAUGAUGAUGAAUGUUAAUAAUGAGCUCCGUUUGGGUGUGUGCGCGCUUGUGCUAAUGUAAAAAGCCAUCGAUUUUCUUUUAAUUGGUACAAUAUUUUCGUUUUCAGAUUAAACUUUACGCAAAAUAUCCUCAUUAUGGUGAAGCGUUUUAAAGCUCUUUUUCUUUCUUUUUUUUUUCACUUUGUGGUUCCUGCAGAGACUCAUGGGAUGUAAAAUAGGCUGAUUGUACUGACUUAAAUGUGUUUAAUAAGUUAAAACAAGCUCUGUUGACAUUGUAAAUGCACAUUUUCAUAUUCCACAGUUUUUAUAAGGUAUCGUUGUCACACUAAAUUGUUCCUCAAGCACUAUCCGUUGAAUUUGUUUUAUGAAAAGUAGGGUGUCAUGGGUUGUUAUAUCCAUCAGCAUUUGCAUCUGUUAUCGCAGCUCUCAAACAUAGACAUGUACACUGUGUAUUUGAGAAACGGACUAAAUCUAUGCAACCCAUCAAACUGCUCAAACACCCCAUAAUAUUUCAGUCUUGAUGAACGUAUGGAAUGGCAGCUUAUGUAAGUGUAAAUAUAACAAGCAUUUCAUUUGAGAGGAUAUUUCCUGUCUAUGGAUGCCAUGGAAAGUAUUUUACGAUCUAAUCAUACUCAGACCACAAAAGCGAUUCCUUUCAUUUAGAGACGAUCUGAAGUCAGAUGAGCGGGUUUGAAGCACAGUGAUGCAACAGUUGCUGCUCUUCUCAAGUACAUAAACACGUUUUCUUUCCCACAGUGCCUGACUUUGAAUACAUCUUAACCUUGAGCUGUUUGUUUCCCACUAGAGGGUGUUUUAAGAUUUAUGUUUUGAUUUUCUAACCACCUUUCCCCUCGUCUAAGUACUAUACAUCAACAGGAAUGUCAAAAUGUGGUAGUCACCAUUAGUUAGAUACACACGUGACAUUCAGUACACUACUUGUUUUGCAUCCUUUAUUGUUAUCUGUUCCCUCAUUAAAUGUACAUUUGAUCUUCUUUUGAAAACUAGCGUUAUGAAACUAAUAUUCCACAAUUAAAGUAUAGAUUUUAUUUUUAUGCGGCUUUGUGUGAGUUCGUUCCUCUUCACUGUAUGUCGUAUUUUCAAUGUACGAAUGUCUGUAUGUUCUGAGAUGUUGCACAUAGAUUUCUAGCAAUCGUAAGAACAUAGCUCUUAUUUUGUGCAAUGAUUUAUUUUUAUAGUAUUUAAUUUUUUGUUAAAAGGUAUUUUACUGUGAGAUGAGGUUUAUACUUCAUUUUUGAACAGUUUGCUUUAGAAAUAAAGGGGAUGUCAUUAUGGUGAGAACAAAUUCUACUAACUGAAAUUUUAGUUUGAACAUGUUGAUUCUUUUGGAAUAAUAAAAUGACACUGAUAAAACA